Messenger RNA from Odontomachus brunneus, 3280 nucleotides. It is a transcript of the gene RnrL, whose product is annotated as ribonucleoside-diphosphate reductase large subunit. The transcript is spliced from 13 exons. The record is from RefSeq and is a predicted model, not a curated record. The coding region runs from base 95 to 2773 and encodes 892 amino acids. Gene Ontology annotation, molecular function: ATP binding; ribonucleoside-diphosphate reductase activity, thioredoxin disulfide as acceptor. Gene Ontology annotation, biological process: DNA replication; deoxyribonucleotide biosynthetic process. Gene Ontology annotation, cellular component: ribonucleoside-diphosphate reductase complex. NCBI's taxonomy places the organism in Eukaryota, Metazoa, Arthropoda, Insecta, Hymenoptera, Formicidae.
GCUUCACUCGAGCCGCAAACUAGGUUCCGUUUCGCGCCCAAACAGUCGAGGCACGAAGAGUUGAGCGUGACUCGAUUAGUGGUCUCUGAUUAACAUGAAAUCGAGUACACCAUUGCGGAAGAUUGCGGAGGGAAACGCUAAUCGUUCUCUCACGAGAAUGCCGAGCAAAGAAACCGCGCGGGGCAAGAUGCACGUCAUCAAGCGCAAUGGGCGCAAAGAGGACGUUCAUUUUGAUAAAAUUACUUCAAGAAUUGCCAAACAAUGUUAUAAUUUAAAUAUGAAUUAUGUGGACCCAUCCGCUGUUGCAAUUCAAGUGAUACGUGGUUUAUAUUCUGGAGUAACUACGGUUGAAUUAGAUAAUCUUGCAGCUGAAACUGCUGCUACUAUGGCAACUAAUCAUCCUGAUUAUGCUAUAUUAGCUGCUCGAAUUGAUGUGUCUAACCUGCACAAGGAGACUAAAAAAAGCUUUAGCGAGGUCAUGCACGAUUUACAUUAUGCCCGGGAUCCUAUCACAAACAUGCCUACUCCUAUUAUCAGCGAGCACUAUUACACGAUUAUAAAGAAUAACGCAGAGAAAUUGGAUUCUGCUAUAAUAUAUGACCGAGAUUUCAAUUACAAUUAUAUUGGUUUCAAAACGCUCGAGAGAAGCUAUUUGCUCAAAAUCAAUGGCAAGAUAGUGGAAAGACCUCAACACAUGCUGAUGAGAGUAUCUGUUGGCAUCCAUGAGGAUGACAUUGACAAAGUUAUAGAAACGUACAAUUAUUUGUCUGAACGAUACUUUACACACGCGUCGCCAACGUUAUUCAACGCCUGUACUAAGAACCAACAAAUGUCAAGCUGUUUCCUUUUGACUCUCAAUGAUGAUACUAUAAAAGGUAUUUAUGGCACGUUAAAGAAGUGUGCUCUUAUUAGCAAAUACGCUGGUGGAAUAGGGAUCAAUGUGCAUUGUAUCCGCGCAAAAGACACGGAUGACAUGUACGACACGGAUGGAACUAAUGGAUUGAUUUCCGUCCUGAAGUUGUAUAACGACAUUGCUAUUUAUGUUGAUCAAGGAGGAAAUAAAAGACCCGGAGCGUUUGCUGUUUAUUUAGAACCAUGGCAUGCGGAUAUCUUCGAUUUUCUGGAACUUAAGAGGAACAUUGGGGAUGGAAAUAUGCGAGCCAGAGAUUUAUUUUAUGCUCUGUGGAUACCUGAUCUCUUCAUGGAACGUAUGUUCAAUGAUGAAGUUUGGAGUUUGAUGUGUCCGUAUGAGUCUCCUGGCUUAGCUGAUGUCUGGGGAGAAGAAUUCAAGGAAUUAUAUACUAAAUAUGAGAAAGAGGGUCGCUAUAAAAAGCAAGUAGAAGCCAGGACUGUGUGGCUCGCUAUUCUCAGGUCGCAAGUAGAAACUGGAACGCCUUACAUGCUCUACAAAGAUCACUGCAAUCGAAAAUCGAAUCAUCAGCACUUGGGCACGAUCAAGUGCAGCAAUUUGUGCACCGAGAUUGUUGAGUACUCCAGUCCCGAAGAAGUCGCUGUGUGCAAUUUAGCAUCUAUCGCCGUUAACAUGUUCGUCAAUACUAGCGAUAAGACUUUCGACUUUAAUAAGCUUAAAAUGGUCGCGAAGAUCGUCGCUCGUAAUUUGGAUAAAGUUAUUGACGUUAAUUUUUAUCCUAUCCCUGAGACAAAACGGUCCAAUCAGAGACAUAGACCUGUCGGUAUCGGUAUACAAGGUUUGGCAGACGCAUUUUUGUUGAUGCGAUAUCCGUUUGAGAGCAAAGAGGCGAAAGAGCUCAACAUUAAAAUCUUCGAAACGCUUUAUUACGGUGCCUUGGAAGCCAGUUGCGAGUUGGCUGCGGAAAAGGGCACCUACGAAACGUAUGAGGGCAGUCCGGUCAGCAAGGGAAUCUUGCAAUACGAUAUGUGGAACGUUAAACCGACGAAUUUAUGGGACUGGGAUGAAUUGAAAGCGAAAAUCGCGAAGCACGGAGUGAGAAAUUCGCUCCUAAUAGCACCUAUGCCGACUGCGUCGACGGCGCAGAUUUUGGGAAACAACGAAUCCAUCGAACCGUACACCAGCAAUAUCUACGUAAGACGUGUAUUAUCUGGGGAAUUCGUUAUUGUCAAUCCGCAUCUGUUACGAGACUUGACCACUAAAGGUUUGUGGGACAAAGAUAUGCAGAACGAGAUUCUUGCGAGCUUUGGAUCUGUUCAAAAUAUCGAACGUAUUCCCGACGAUCUGAAGGAGCUGUACAAAACUGUUUGGGAGAUCCCGCAAAAAGUAAUUCUCGAAAUGGCAGCCGAUCGAGGAGCUUUUAUAGAUCAGUCGCAGUCGUUGAAUGUUCAUAUAGCGGAUCCGACAACUGAGAAACUCACGUCGAUGCACUUCUUCGGCUGGAAAAGCGGUUUGAAGACAGGUAUGUAUUACUUGAGGACAAAGCCGGCCGCAAAUCCAAUACAAUUUACCGUGGAUAAGUCGAAAUUACGAAGUCGCGACUCCUUGUCCAGCUCUUCGUCCAUCUCUAACAUCGUCAGCCCUAUUCAGUCUCCCAAUAAAGACUCUGACAACACUGAGAAACAAAAUCAAAUCAAUCAGCAAGCGAGCGGAAAUCAACGUGAACUAGCACGAGCUAAGAACAUGAAAAAAACCGUAAAGAAGGCAGCAGCUGAACAAGAGAGUAAUAAAGGCCUUUCUCUGGAACAGCGCAAAGCACGUGAUGCAGAACGAAUGAGGGAGAAGCAACAGAAGAAGCAACAGGAUGAUAAGACAGAUAAGCCUAAGCAGGCGGCGAGAUAAUUCAACGGGAGAAGUGUAUAAAUUUUUGCAAUAAGAAUGGCUGCCAUCAAUGGCAACAAUUAAGAUUAUUACGACUGCAAGAGACAAAGGAUAACGCUUAUCGGGAAUAUAAAAGGUAUCAUCAUGUCGUUGAUGUUAGGAAAUGUCGGCCGCAUGAAGCCGUAUACAACAGGACCUAGCCUCGAUUAUCUUGUUAUUUACACGUAUCGCUCACAGAAACAGUUGUAGUCAGUGUGUAUAAAGCUUGUCGUUAUCUAUACCUAAAUUCAGUCAAAGAAAUUUUACAUUUGACUGGUUUCUCUAGAUAUAAGGACAUUAAUUAAAAUAAUGAUAUUGAUAGUGCUAAUUUCCAAUCUGUAAAUUUUGACUUUCACUUAUUUAAUGUUAUGUAAUUAAAUGUAACAGGUGAACGACUUGGAGAUGUACAUUUGCUAUUAUCGUCCUCUCUGGUUCGUAAUAAACUGUUUAAAUUUUAACAAAAUACGUAUAUUUUGUGCGACAUAUGUA